This is a messenger RNA of Talaromyces amestolkiae, 7119 nucleotides long. RefSeq lists its product as uncharacterized. The record is from RefSeq and is a predicted model, not a curated record. Bases 1 to 7119 code for a protein of 2372 amino acids. The transcript is spliced from 9 exons. Gene Ontology annotation, cellular component: RAVE complex. Lineage: Eukaryota; Fungi; Ascomycota; Eurotiomycetes; Eurotiales; Trichocomaceae. Gene Ontology annotation, molecular function: protein binding. Gene Ontology annotation, biological process: vacuolar acidification.
AUGUCUCCGAUUGCCGCGCAACGUCCGACCGUGUUAGAUAGGGACCGCGCUCUGUCUGAUCAAGAUGUCGGCCUUCUUUAUCAGAUUAUUACUCGCGCUGAGCAGAACCCUGAUGUCGACCGUCUACCCUACCGAGCGCUCUUUGCAGCGUACGAUGAAGUUCUCGCCGAACAUGGCGGAUCGGAGGCAGACCCGGACCAGAUCUGUAUGCACUUUCUCUUCAAAAUGGGCACCGGAGGCCUUGCGAAUCAAUCCUUGUUCGAUAGAUUUGAAAAUAUUUUACAACGCAUGGGGAUUGUCCUUUCGUUCGAUGACUCGGCAUCUGAAGAGAUCGGUCGAUACACGCUUCCCCCAAUACAAGAAAUUGAACAAGAACCACAGUUCACCGACCGGAUCGGUGAAGACACAACUCAAAGAUCUCAGCGCAAGAGAAGAGCUUCAUUUAAUUCAAUGUACGAUGUCAAUGAUGAUGCAACGCAACGAUAUGGAAAUCGGCCAAGCUCCAGGUCCUCGAUGUCUCGACUCGAUCCCGGGAAGCCGGACUUCAUGGAGACCGAUGACGAACCUCGAAAUAGACGAGUUCAGCAAGGUCCAGCUACUAUGCUUGACAAAAAUCAGCUGCUGGCCCAGUUUUUGGAAAUGGGACGUCGGUUGAUGGGUGGUCUAGAUCCGACGAGGGGAGAACAACAAAUACCUAACAAUGACCCACCUGUUCAGACAGCUGCGGAUGGACAUUUGAGCUCAUCUCCGCGGCCAGCUUCUCGCAGCGAUUCAGACAGCCUGCGACAGAUGGACGGCAACCAGUCCUCUCAAAAUGACAGAAAUCUUUACCCGGAGGAUAUGGUGGUAUUCGAUGAUAUGAAUCCUAAACCUAGUCUGUCUGACAUGUUGCGAGAUGCAUCGAGCUUCUCAACGUAUCGGAAAAGAGUUACUGCGAGGAACAUUAUCUCAUAUUGGCUGCAUCAAGCCACUCGCUCGCAGCAGAGAAAUCGGGAGAUGGAGGCUCUGGCUAUUAAUCAAGAUCGAUUAGCACUUCUCCGACAAGCCCUUGACUUGUGGCGAGCAGAACUCGAAAGGAAACGACAAAACUCUCGUACAAAGCGAUUUUUUCGACAUCUCGAAAAACGUGCUGCCAAGGCAAGGGACCUAUAUCUCAUGACUAAAGCAUUCAGUCAUUGGGCGCAGCUCACAUCCGACGAACUAUCAAAAGCAUCGACAGCACGAGGACAUAUCUUGAGUAUCAAGUAUUUCAAUGCCUGGCGUGAGAUAACGGCCGUCAAUGGAAUGAAGGCACAACGCUUUGCCGUUCAAAAGCCACUCGAUGGCUGGAGAAGAAGAAUCCAGCAAAUCCGGGAGUUAAAUGAGCAUGCCAUCGUUACUCACGAACAUAAUAUGAAACGAAGGUUUUUCAUGUUGAUGCGUUCGAAUUUCUAUUUUGAGCAUCGAGCUCCAGAAUGGAGUGACUUUCGUCUAAUUAAAGGGUCUUUUCUUGCAUGGAUUCGUGCCUUAAGGACACAACGAGAACGCGAGGCGGAUCUAGAUCUAUCAAACCGUCAGGAACUUCUACACGCAGCACUGAAGACAUGGUCCUAUCGACUUAGAUCGGUAAACGCUGCUCAUAUUGACGCCGAAACGAGUCAUAGGAAUAAAUUAUUGGGAGAGCAAGUGGAGGUAUGGAAUGCACAGACUCGGCUGCAACCAGCAGCUAUUCAGACCGCCACAAGAAUAGAUACGAGAGUACUCAAGACUACCCUUACGCAAUGGCGUCUACGGAAUAACAACAUACAACAAGCAAAAGAAGCUGACAGAUUGAGGGUAUUAAGUAAUGCUUGGACAAGUUGGAAUGAUCAUUUACGCUGUUAUGCGCUGAAAGAGCGCAUUGGUGAACGACUAAAGAAAGAAGCCAUCUACCGAUGGGUUUUGGCAGAAAGAUAUCGCCUUGCACAGCGAAUAAGAGACCAGCGCAUACAACGGGAGGCUUUUGCUCAGUUCAUUUUUACUGUUCGGGAUACGUCUAAAGAGUUGCUGCAGCGCGAAGAGCAAUAUACUCGCCACUAUAACGAGGAUCUAGCACGAUCUGCUCUCGAAUGUUGGAGAAAUAAACUUGCAGUUCAACGUCAACGAGAAUAUGCCGCCAUGGAAUUCUACGUUCCUCGAAUCGAGCAAGAGGCGAUCACGAUUUGGGGCUCUAAAUACCAACAUCUUCAGAAUCUAGACAAGUGGUCGAGGGAUGCUCGAUUUUAUUUUGUUACCACCAAGUUUGUUAAGCUUUGGCAUAAUGCCACAUUGGAUGCGUCGAAGAAACGCCGUCAAGAUGCUUACGUGAAGAUUCGGAGGAAGGUCAAGAUGAACAUUGCAGCGAGUGCCUUGCGUGUAUGGUAUGACAAGUCACGGCGAAUGACGAAUCUCCACAAGCAAGCCAAUGAACUUCAUCAGACAAAGCUGAUUAUAUACUCCGCUGAGCUUAUCGGUCGUUGGAGCGACAAGACCGCGAAGGCCAUUCAGGAUACCCAGGAUGCCGAGGUCUAUUAUCACAGACAACUUGCCUAUCACCAAUUAACUCGAUGGAUGGAUGAAUACGAAACAUAUCGCGGCAUGGAAGAACAAGCCGACGGUAUGAAUCUGAUACAUGUCUCUGGCGUCGCUUCCGCAUCGUUGCGCAAGCUCAGUCUUCGUAUCUUUCAGAUUCGCAGCGCAGCUGAGAUGGCGGAGUCAAUGCAUGACCGUGUAUCGAGAAAGCAUCACAGGAAUAUGCUUCGACAUUGGAGCGCCAAGCUCAGAGCACGGCGCAUCGAACAAGAGGCGUACGAAUCGAUUGGCAUUGACAUAGCGACACAUGAACCAAAUACACCGGGCACAGCCACGAUACCUGAAUCGGCAGAUGAGACAUUGAACAUGAGUGAGCUAGGUUCUUUACCCAACUUUCGCUUAGCAUCAACAACGCCAACUGCGACUCCUGGGUAUCUAGCAUCUCCCUCCAGACGCGCCGCUCGAGCUCGCAUGCUCGCUCAGAUGUCAACCACUCCAGCGACUCCAUUGUUCACACCUUUUGCAAGUCGUCUUCGUGCAGCGCUGGAUGGAGACAGAUAUGACUCGGAGAAUAAGACUCGAAGUCGGCGCGGUUCCAUGGCAACAAUGAUCCUUCUUUCCAUGCGUGCGGUACUUCCAGGGCGGCCUGAGUCGAAGCUUCGAGCUCUCAGCACCGCGCUCUGGGAUGGCCUACGGAUUGUUGCAUACAUUUCCGGCCAUGCCCUCGUUAUCCUGACAGGAGCGCAGACGCUCCUACAAACCAUCUACGUCGACGACUCGGAAUCUCUCGAGACAAUUGCUAUUGACGAGUCCAGUGGUCAGAUUGCUGUCAGUAGCGGACCAGAUUUAUACAUAUACCGGCCGAAUGGUUUCAAGGGCGAAUCGCUGAAGUGGUCACUCUCCGUUACCUUUCGCGCAAAAGACGACGAUGAGAAGGUCAAUACAUUAUCGUGGGGCUCCUCGGAGGAAUUGCUCGUGGCCAAUUCGUGCCUUUCCGUGUGGUUUCUGAAUGACGAACCCCGGCUCAUGUGGAAAAAGAAACUUGCGAGCCCUACAAAAUUCGCCGAAUUCUCACCCGACGCCGAGCUAGUAGCUACGACUGGGAAAUAUGAUCGACUCGUCAAAUUGUGGAGGAGGCUCUCGUUUGGUGCCGACGACGUCCGGUUCGAGGUAUUCUACCUCCCUCAUCCAGCGACAGUAACUGGAAUACAUUGGAGGAAGCCCAGACAUCGCGAGCAAUCGAUGGAGAACGCCCUCUACACGUUAUGCGUGGAUAACAAGAUCCGGAUUUGGACGGUUUCUGAUCACCAGGACCUAUCAGCGAUGCAUCUGUGGACUGAGAUAGAUAUGAACGCGUCUAUUCAACCGCGGGAUAAUUCACAGCACUUCUCAAGCCGUAGGUACGGUUUCAUUAUCGACAGCCGGGACUUUGCUGCAGCGACUGAGCGUGCAGUACAACGGAAUACUGAAAAGAAUAAUCUGGCCUUGGAGCACCUGGUUGACGUAGCAACCAAAAAUCCAGAAAUCUGCGCUGUAAUCGAUGACCAGGGUCACAUGUGUGCGUGGGCUCUAGAGAAUGUCGGGGGUAAAACAAAGUCAUCAACAGAUGUAUUCAACAUACUACAUAUUGAAGGAGUGCAAUUCUCAUUUCCGAAGGGAGUUUCUCUGGACGAGGACUAUGCACAAUUCUAUGCAUUCGGCGCCUCUACUGCCAUGGAUUCGUUAUCAUUAUUGGUACACUACUUUGAUGGAAGGAUAGAAUGGUUUGAUUCUCAAAUUGAUAUUCUCUUCGAUCCGACACCACGGAAACAUCGGUUGAAAUCCCAAGGUAUAUGGUCUGGGCAUACCGAGCCGAUCAAGAAGAUUGUUCGAAAUGCAAGCGGGCGUGUUCUUGUAUCACGGACAGAUGACAAUAAUGCGAUGAUCUGGCGCCAGAAAAUGAGUGGCUCUCAAUCCAUUUUAGCUACUCAAAGCUCGCUUUCGUCAGAAGAACACAUACAUCGGACUUGCGUCAUUGAGGAGGGUUCUUUCCUAGUGAAUCUCCAUCACAAGGGUCUCUCUCUGUGGAAUAUACGGGCCUCUCCUGCCGUGAAAAUAAGCUCUUGCGAGUUUACAUCCGCUAGCAAGCCGCUCUGCGUCUUGACUGUGCCGAAUCCCGAGCCAUUCGAUCGUACUGUAUACGUUGUAAUGAUAAGUGCAGAUAUGAAGGGCAUCGCAUGGGAGCUUGAAUUGCCCAGCAAGCAGUGCCCCAACGCCACGAUUUCUUUACGACAGUAUUGUACUUUUGACAUGGGACUAGAUACCGAAGUGUCCUACAUCCUGGCAGUCGACCCAGCGGGUCAAAUGGCACGACAUUCUGGCUUUCUAGAUCUUUUCGCGGCGGAUAUAGCACUCUCAUACACCGAAAAGGGAACCAUCCAUACAUGGGCAGCAAAGGUGGACAAGACAAACCGGACAUUAGACUGGCUUUUGACUUCUACUGUUGAGACUGGCAUCCAGACUCCGUCACUGGCAAGUGGAAGUGCCAUUCGCAAAGCCGCUCUAGUGGAUCAAGAACGGACACACCUCACAAUCUGGGAUACAAGUGGUGCUCAAUUAGAGUUCGAAGAGCGCUUCCCUGACCACGAUAUGAUUCGCGACCUUGAUUGGACAUCUACACCAGAUCAGCAAUCCAUACUAGCUGUUGGCUUUUCUCAUAAAGUCGUCCUCUUAUCACAACUCAGAUAUGAUUACUUGGAUGCUGGUCCAUCAUGGACUGCGGUCCGCGAAAUCCGUAUUCGAGACUUGACUCCACAUCCCAUUGGAGACUCCUGCUGGUCUGGUAGUGGAAAUCUCGUUGUGGGAGCUGGCAAUCAGCUAUUUGUUUACGACCCCGCGGUUGAGGUCGAUAGUCACCUGGUCUCCAAGUUGCGAAUCCCAGCUCGAGGGGGCUCAAAUGUGAAUUUAUUUGAGAUUGUCAGCCGACUGAACGGUCCGCUUCCUGUCUACCAUCCUCAGUUCCUCGCCCAAUGUAUUCUAUCAGGCAAGAUCAAUCUUGUCCAUCUCAUUCUCAUGAACCUUCAUAAGAAACUGAAAUUUUACACGGAGGGCGAUGAGAUUGACACAUUGCUCGGAAUACCGGUCGAAGAAUUCUACCGAGAUGAUGAUGAAUUACGGAAUUCUGCAUGGAAAGAAAUGCAAGCUUCUCAAGAUUAUAUAGAAGACGAGCCUCGUGUCCUGGAUGAAACAGUGGCUGUACUUCUCAACGAGAAUUUGACUCGAUUCAGUUUACCACAACUCUCUAGUCAGGAGCAGUUCCGUCUCGUAGACACAAUAGAGUGUGUCGCAAUGGUGGAGAAGCACCGGAGAUCCAUGGAUGCCAAUGCUGCUCGAUAUCUACUAUUCUUCCGCCAACAUAUGCUACGGAGAAGUCAGGGUGUCGCUCACAAGAAUACAGUAUCGUGGCGAGAAAUAGUGUGGGCUUUUCACAGUGAAAGUCAAGACAUCCUUACGGACCUUGUUUCUCGUCAAUUUGGUGGUAAACUUCUGUGGAAAGCCGCGAGAGAAAGUGGUAUCUUCAUGUGGUUGUCAGAUAUUACAGCUGUGAGGGCUCAGCUUGAAAUUGUUGCUCGCAAUGAAUAUACAAAAACGGAUGAGAGGAAUCCGGUCGACUGUACGCUAUACUAUCUAGCUUUACGAAAAAAAAACGUUCUGCAAGGUCUGUGGCGUAUGGCAACCUGGAAUCGUGAACAAGUAGCCACAACACGCCUAUUGGCGAACAACUUCCAGGAAGCGAGAUGGAGGACGGCAGCAUUGAAGAAUGCGUAUGCUCUGCUAGGGAAACGGCGAUUUGAGUACUCUGCUGCCUUCUUUCUUUUAGCAGACCACCUACGUGAAGCCGCAAAUGUCUGCAUCAAUCAGAUCGGGGACAUUCAACUAGCAAUAGCUAUUACGCGAGCUUAUGAGGGUGAUGAUGGUCCGGUCUUGAAGGAGAUUAUGGAGGAAACGGUCCUCGCAGAAGCUGCAACAGAGGGUAACCGCUGGAUGGCAUCUUGGGCUUUCUGGAUGCUGAGUCGUCGGAGCUCAGCGGUUCGCGCUCUAAUCUCUCCUGUCGAUACUCUCAUCCCACCUACACCUGCAUCACCUGGUAGUCCAGGUAUGAUCCCACUACAGGCACGAUCAUAUCUCUCAAACGACCCUGCACUGGUUGUUUUAUAUAGACAAAUACGUGAAAAAUCCCUCCAAACUAUCAGAGGAGCCACCCAAGUCGCACCAGCCGAUGAAUGGGCCUUCGUUAUUCGAAAUGCACGUCUCUAUGACCGCAUGGGCUGUGAUCUCCUGGCACUCGACCUUGUAGCCCACUGGGAGUUCUUACGAACGCCCCCUCGGCGCGUACCAACCACCGAUUUUACGCCCAAAGCCGAACCGGAUUAUCGCAAACUGCUGCGAAGACAUAGUAGCCUUGUGAUUGCUGAUAUGCCAGUCCGACUUCCGCCAGAGAUGGCUCCUCGUGGCAAUGAGAGUACAGAUAAACCUGCUAAACCCCAAGCUAAGCCAACCACGUUCCAGGAACCGGAUGCCAAUUCACUCUUAGAUAGUUUUGGUUUCUGA